AAAUUUCUGAUAUCAUUUUGCAGACAUUGUAUCUGGUAAUUCGUGGAAUUAAUUCAUUUCUUGUUUCAGUUGUAUGUGGAGGAAGAUUUGGGGUUAAGGAAGGAGGAGGCUCUCCUAUAUUGUAUGGAUUGGUAAGUGGCCAGUGGGCGGCUCUUUCCUAAUUAGUCUCACUUGCCCCUCUGCAGGCCAUUCCAGUUUGGAAGCUCUGAGCUGGUGGAAGGGUCAGUCCAAGGAUGGCUGCCAGCAAGGUGGUGAAGAGGCUGAUUAAUAAAUCCAGCUCCCCCUCCAGCCCCAGGAGACCUGGCCAGAUGAUACAAAGGAGACAAGCCAGGGUCACAGUGAAAUAUGACAGGAAGGAGUUACAGAAGAGACUGGAUGUAGAGAAGUGGAUUGAUGACAGCAUGGAGGAGCUGUAUUUGGGAAGGGAGAUGGACAUCCCAGACGACAUCAACAUUGAUGAUCUGCUGGACUUCAAUACAGACGAGGAGAGGAGGCACCACCUGCUGGUCUUAUUGAAACCUUGCUCCAAGAGCACAGAGGGUUUCAUACAGGAUCUACUAAUUAAGCUGAAGGGUCUCCAGAAACAAACCAUCCUGAGGAAGAAUGGGUUGGAUAUCCAUAAUGAAGAUCAGAUUAAUGAAGAUGCGUGAUGGUUAUCGAAUACCUGGCACCAGGGGUCAAAGUGCAAAGACUGUUACAACCUGCUGAUUGGUACCGCAGGGUCUGGAUGUGGAUGCAUUUUGUAAUUUUUAUUAUUUUAAAAUGGCAAUAAUGUGCGGUCAGUGACAGCGCCCUCUCUUGGCAGCGUCCCAGAAUGCCUCAUUGCUUGAUAACUCUCUCACUGCUGGAGCGUCCUUUGUGCAGGUGGAGUAGUUUUUAAUAACAAAGUAAAACCAUAGCAGACAAAGCUCUCACACGGCCUGGCUUUUAAUGUCACUUGUACACGUUGCCACCCAUUAUACAAACAUUCACCGUAUUCUGUAUGUAAAUCGUAUGAUAGAUUGAGUUCAGACUCUCUAGACUUGACACGCGUUGUACGUGGGGGGUCUGUGCUCAUUACGCAGAGUAGGAUUCAAUGUAUAUCACUCUGUAUCUCUGCGCUCUCCCUCUAUGAAUUCAUUAGAUCAGUUAAGUUUUUGCUUUCAUUUUGGCUUCGUCUCUGCCUAGUACACAUUUUCAAUCACAAAUAUAUCCCUACCUUUGUGCCCAGAAUAUCGAUAUCUAUCGAAUUAUAAUUCUAUUUGUAGGCAGGUCUGAUGCAUGGGUUACAUUUACAUGUACCUGCAGGGUAAAACCUGCACAUGAGUCGCAUGUACUAUACAUACCAGCAUGCAUACAGAUGGUCAUAGAGUAUGUACAAGUACAGUAUACACAAAUAUCUGUUUGUUCAAUCUUUUAGGUCAUAGAUUGAUGAUCUUCUUCUUAAUAUUCCUGACAUUUGCAGCUCUAAACAUGAGCUGCUCAGGGGCGUGUUCCAAGUAUUGGAUGCGCAGGGGCGUGUUCUAAGUGCAGUGUGCUCAUGGGUAUUUCUUUAGAGGGGGAUUAGCAGUAAUAUAGCCAUAUUGACUAAGAUAGUAAGAGUGCUUAAUCCUGUACAUGCAGGAUGUGUAUUCCAUGCAGUGGUGCAUGUCACUGUGAAUUAAUCUGCUGUUUGGUUCUGUUCCAGAACAUUUAAAAUGUGUGAAGUUAGAUUUUAUUUAAUAAACCCAACAUGUCAUGCCCAACAUGUCUUAGAAAUGAAUGUAAAUGGAUGAACAUUUAUAUGUUCAUUAGAAAUCGUGUCUAUUGUACAAGCCAUUCACACAGCAUUUACUGCUUAUACAUCAGACACAUGUAUAUCAUACAGGGGGAGUCAGAGUCUGGAGAAAUAACUAUAGACUGUGCGUCCAACCUAUGCUUACAGUACGACAACCUAUUUAUAUUAUAUGGCGUUGUGCUAUUUAUAUGCUUUGUCACUUUUUAAAAUAUGACAAUGUUGUAAUAUUUUCUUUUUAUAACUUUUAAUAAACCAUUUUUAGUUUAAGAA
Molecule: messenger RNA, 2026 nt
Organism: Pelobates fuscus (common spadefoot toad)
Lineage: Eukaryota; Metazoa; Chordata; Amphibia; Anura; Pelobatidae
Gene: PPP1R14A
Product: protein phosphatase 1 regulatory inhibitor subunit 14A
Exons: 4
Coding region: 234-650 (138 amino acids)
Biological process (GO): regulation of phosphorylation
Cellular component (GO): cytoplasm
Molecular function (GO): protein serine/threonine phosphatase inhibitor activity
Source: RefSeq, a predicted model, not a curated record